This is a messenger RNA of Sciurus carolinensis (gray squirrel), 4661 nucleotides long. It is a transcript of the gene Scaf1, whose product is annotated as SR-related CTD associated factor 1. Bases 449 to 4417 code for a protein of 1322 amino acids. NCBI's taxonomy places the organism in Eukaryota, Metazoa, Chordata, Mammalia, Rodentia, Sciuridae. The record is from RefSeq and is a predicted model, not a curated record. The transcript has 11 exons. Gene Ontology annotation, molecular function: RNA polymerase II C-terminal domain binding.
GGCCGCGGGGCUCGGGCCUAUUGGGGUGGGCGGGGCGGAGUCGGGUUGCUAGUUGUCCCCGGGUACCCCCCACACGCCACGGGGCCUGGAGGACUUAGCGGGGCAGUCUCGAACCCGGCUGCGGUGGCGAAGCCUGGCGCCUAGCAGGGGGCCUUCUCAGGGCCCCAGGACGCGUCUGUGGGUACCAGGGGGCGUCUACGGGGUGUCCCUGAGAGGACUGGGGGCGUCCGUAGGGCCUGGACCGAGCACAGGGCCUGCUCUCCAUCAUAUACCUGGACCUGGGUAGUGUCUGUAGGCGCUGUAGCUCGUUUUUAUACGCAGACCGGAGGAUAGGGUCUGCUGAGUGUUUUGGGGCCAUCUUGAGAUCUUGAGCUGUGUCCCAGGGGUGAAGGAGGUCUGCAAGAGCUGAGGAGUAUCUGCAAAGCCACCUACAGCACCUGGGGUGACCAUGGAGGAAGAAGAUGAGUCUCGAGGAAAGACAGAGGAGUCAGGCGAGGAUCGGGGUGAUGGUCCGCCUGAUAGAGACCCCACACUUUCUCCUUCUGCCUUUAUCCUGCGGGCCAUUCAGCAGGCUGUGGGAAGCUCCCUGCAGGGGGAUCUGCCGAAUGAUAAAGAUGGCUCUGGGUGUCAUGGCCUUCGAUGGAGACGCUGCCGGAGCCCACGGUCAGAGCCCCGUCCGCAGGAAUCGGGGGGAACUGACACGGCUACUCAUGGAGCCCCUCCUGGCCUACUCCAGGUGUUGGACAUGGCUGCAGACAGCUUCCUCACGGGGCUGGUAAGCAUCCUGGAUCCUCCAGAUACCUGGGUUCCCAGCCGCCUGGACCUACGGCCUGGCGAAAGCGAGGACAUGCUGGAACUGGUGGCCGAGGUCCGUAUUGGGGACAGGGAUCCCAUCCCCCUACCUGUGCCCAGCCUGCUGCCCCGUCUCAGGGCCUGGAGGACGGGCAAAACGGUUUCUCCACAGUCUCACUCUUCUCAACCCACCUGUGCCCGCCACCUCCUCACCCUGGGCACAGGAGAUGGGGGCCCUGCUCCACCCCCUGCCCCCUCCUCUGCCUCCUCUUCACCAUCCCCUUCUCCCUCUUCAUCCUCCCCUUCCCCUCCUCCUCCUCCUCCCCCCCCUGCCCCCCCAGCCCCACCUGCCCCCAGAUUUGACAUCUAUGAUCCCUUCCACCCCACCGAUGAGGCCUAUUCCCCACCACCUGCUCCAGAGCAAAAGUAUGAUCCCUUUGAGCCCACUGGCUCCAACCCCAGCUCCUCAGCUGGGACCCCCUCACCUGAGGAAGAGGAAGAGGAGGAGGAGGAGGAGGAGGAAGAGGAGGAGGAGGAGGAGGAGGAGGAGGAAGGCCUGUCCCAGAGCAUCAGCCGCAUCUCCGAGACCCUGGCAGGCAUCUAUGAUGACAAUAGCCUGAGCCAGGACUUCCCAGGUGAUGAGAGUCCCCGCCCAGACCCACAGCCCCCACAGCAGACUCCAGCCUCUGGAACACCACCCCAAGCGGACUCCACGCGAGCAGAUGGAGCCACCCGACGGCGUGUCUUUGUGGUAGGGACUGAGGCAGAGGCCUGUCGGGAAGGCAAGGUCUCUGUGGAGGUGGUGACAGCUGGUGGAGCUGUUCUCCCGCCUCCCCUGUUGCCACCUGCCGAUUCAGAGAUUGAAGAGGGUGAGAUCGUCCAGCCAGAGGAAGAGCCCAGGGUGGCACUCUCCCUCUUCCGGGCCAGUGGCAGGGCCCCCAGGCCUCCUCCAGCCUCCACGGCCACCCCUGCAACCCAGCCCCUGCCCCAACCUCCUGCUCCCCGGGCCCCUGAGGGGGACGACUUCUUGUCUCUGCAUGCGGAAUCCGAUGGCGAGGGAGCUCUACAGGUGGACCUAGGGGAGCCGGCCCCCGCACCACCUGCUGCUGACACGCGCUGGGGUGGCCUGGACCUCCGCCGCAAAAUCCUGACCCAGCGUCGAGAGCGCUACCGCCAGCGAUCACCUUCCCCGACCACAGCCACUGCGACCGCCGCCUCCGCUGUGGGCCCACCCACUCGCAAGAAGUCUAGGCGGGAGCGCAAGCGCAGUGGGGGCGAGGUGAAGGAGGCAGCCUCGUCCUCUUCCGGCACCCAGCCUGCCCCGCCGGCACCGGCCUCCCCCUGGGACUCCAAGAAACACCGCUCUAGGGACCGCAAGCCGGGCUCCCACACCUCAUCGUCCACCCGCCGCCGUUCGCGGUCCCGAUCUGCCCGUCGCCGCUCGCGCAGCUCGGACCGUCGCCGUGGGGGUAGCCGCAGGUCGAGGUCCAGGGAGAAACGCCGGAGGCGGCGGCGCUCAGCCUCCCCGCCUCCGGCCACUUCCUCAUCGUCGUCCUCUAGGCGUGAGCGGCACCGAGGCAAGCACCGGGAUGGUGGCGGCAGCAAGAAAAAGAAGAAGCGGUCACGUUCCCGGGGUGAGAAGCGGUCUGGGGAUGGAGUCGAGAAGGUUUCCGUGCCCACCCAGCAGCCCUCAGGCUCCACUUCCGCAAGUGGUGAACGGGACAGCCGCCGCCGGGGGGCCGUGCCGCCUUCCAUCCAGGACCUCACGGACCAUGACCUCUUCGCCAUCAAGCGGACCAUCACUGUGGGCCGGCUUGACAAGUCCGACCCCCGAGGACCCUCGCCGGCCCCAGCCUCAUCACCCAAGCGUGAGGUCCUGUACGACUCAGAGGGACUGAGUGGGGAAGAGCGGGGCGGCAAGAGCAGCGAGAAGGACCGUCGGCGCUCAGGGGCUGCCUCCUCCUCUUCUUCCUCCCGGGAGAAGGGAUCUCGGCGGAAGGCUCUUGAUGGGGGGGACCGGGAUCGGGACAGGGACAGAGACAGGGAGAGGGACAGGUCAUCUAAGAAGGCCCGGCCUACCAAGGAGUCAGCACCUUCCUCAGGGCCCCCACCAAAGCCUCUGGUCAGCAGCGGCUCAGGCUCCUCCUCCUCCUCCUCUUCCUGUUCCUCCCGGAAGGUGAAGCUGCAGUCCAAGGUGGCGGUUCUGAUCCGAGAGGGUGUUAGCAGCACCACGCCAGCCAAGGAUACUGCAUCUGGUGGCCUGGGCUCCAUCGGAGUCAAGUUCAGCCGUGACAGGGAGAGCCGCUCCCCCUUCCUCAAGCCUGAUGAGCGGGCUCCCACUGAGGUGGCCAAAGCUGCUCCGGGCAGCACCAAGCCCAAAAAGACCAAGGUCAAAGCCAAGGCUGGGGCCAAGAAAGCCAAGGGGACCAAGGGAAAGACCAAGCCAUCCAAGACCAGGAAAAAGAUGCGCAGUGGAGGCAGCAGUGGUGGCAGUGGGGGCCCUGUGUCACUGAAGAAAUCCAAGGCAGAUAGUUGCAGCCAAGCAGCUGGAACCAAGGGAGCAGAGGAGACUUCCUGGUCUGGGGAGGAGCGGGCAGCCAAGGCCCCUAGCACCCCACCCCCCAAGGCAGCCCCUCCACCUCCUGCACUCACUCCAGACUCACAGACUGUAGAUAGUAGCUGCAAGACUCCUGAAGUCUCCUUCCUGCCUGAAGAGGCUACUGAGGAGGCUGGGGUUCGAGGUGGGGCAGAGGAGGAGGAGGAGGAAGAAGAAGAGGAGGAGGAGGAGGAAGAGGAGGAGGAGCAACAGCCUGCCACCACCACAGCCACCAGCACAGCUGCAGCUGCCCCAAGCACCGCUCCCAGUGCAGGGUCCACAGCUGGAGACUCGGGAGCAGAGGAUGGUCCAGCAACUCGUGUCUCCCAGCUGCCCACACUGCCCCCACCCAUGCCCUGGAACCUGCCGGCUGGUGUGGACUGCACCACCAGUGGCGUCCUGGCCUUGACUGCACUUCUCUUCAAGAUGGAAGAAGCCAACCUGGCAAGCCGAGCAAAGGCCCAAGAGCUGAUCCAGGCCACCAACCAGAUCCUCAGCCACCGGAAGCCACCCUCAGGUUUGGGGGUGGCCCCAGCUCCUGUGCCCACCUCUCUGGGUCUGCCACCUGGCCCCUCCAGCUACCUGCUUCCUGGCAGUCUCCCCCUGGGGGGCUGUGGCUCUACCCCACCCACCCCCACUGGGCUGGCUGCUGCAUCUGACAAGAGAGAGGGCAGCAGUAGCUCCGAGGGACGAGGGGACACAGACAAGUAUCUGAAGAAGCUGCACACACAGGAGCGGGCAGUGGAAGAGGUGAAGCUGGCCAUCAAGCCAUACUAUCAGAAGAAGGACAUCACCAAGGAGGAGUACAAAGACAUCCUGAGGAAGGCCGUCCACAAGAUCUGCCACAGCAAAAGCGGUGAGAUCAACCCGGUGAAGGUGAGCAACCUGGUACGGGCCUACGUCCAGCGCUACCGCUACUUCCGCAAACAUGGCCGCAAGCCUGGGGAUCCCCCCGGUCCCCCCCGGCCGCCCAAGGAGCCAGGGCCCCCUGAUAAGGGUGGCCCAGGCCUGCCCCUUCCUCCUCUCUGAGACCCACAUCCCAGCCACCCCCUCUACCCUUCGCCUCUUUGAGAUUCUGGACAUAUUUAUGGCUCCAUCUCCCUUCUUCCCUCCCCAAUCAGUGGGAUGAUUGGGGGAGGGUCGCUGCAGGGAAGAGGAGAGCCCCUGCCCUGCCCAGCCUCUGCCCAUCUCCCUUGCCCCCAAGCCUGUCCCCAUUGCCUCUCCCCUGUUUGUGCCCCUCCCCCAAUUUCAUUAAAGAUUUCAUGAAAUGUUA